AUGGCGACUCUAGGGGAUAUUUGUGUUUCCGCGGCCGUCAAUCUCUUGUCUGCAAUUGCAUUCUUGCUGGCUUUUGCAAUAUUACGACUUCAACCCAUUAACGAUAGGGUCUAUUUCCCAAAAUGGUAUCUCAAGGGAAUAAGAGGAAGCCCAACAAGUUCCAGAACAGCAGUUGGAAAAUUUGUUAACCUGGACUACAGUUCCUAUCUUAGGUUCCUGAAUUGGAUGCCUGCAGCAUUGCAUAUGCCAGAGCCAGAACUUAUAGAUCAUGCAGGGCUUGACUCAGCAGUGUAUAUUCGGAUUUAUCUGCUUGGGUUGAAAAUAUUUGCCCCAGUUGCCGUACUUGCUUUUGGUGCUUUGGUUCCCGUUAACUGGACUGGGAGAAGAUUGAAUGCAUCAAAAUCCAAGGAGUUGACAUUUAGCAAUAUUGACAAGCUUUCGAUAUCAAAUGUUCCAGAUGGAUCAAAGAGGUUUUGGGUUCAUAUUGGUAUGUCAUAUCUCUUCUCUUUUUGGACAUGCUUUACUCUUUAUAGAGAAUACAAGAUUAUAGCAGCAAUGAGAUUGCGAUUUUUGGCAUCUGAACGUCGUCGUCCAGACCAAUUUACUGUCCUAGUGAGGAACGUUCCACCAGAUCCUGAUGAAUCUGUUAGUGAGCACAUUGAGCAUUUUUUUUGUGUCAAUCAUCCUGAUCACUAUCUGAUGCAUCAGGUUGUAUAUAAUGCAAACAAGCUUGCUGCAAUAGUUGCAAAGAAAAGGGCAAUGAUAAACUGGCACAUUUACUACGAAAACAAAUAUGAAAGGAAUCCUUCGCAAAGGCCAGUUACUCGGACAGGUAUGCUCGGUAUCUUCGGGAAAAAAGUGGAUGCUAUUAAUCAUUAUACUUCGCUAAUUGAUAACUUGAGCAAACAAGAAGAGGAAGAAAGACAGAAAGUUAGAAAUGAUCCCGAUGCUAUUGUUCCUGCAGCAUUCGUUUCAUUCAAAACCCGAUGGGGAGCAGCUGUAUGUGCUCAAACUCAGCAAACUAGUAAUCCUACUAUUUGGCUCACAGAAUGGGCUCCUGAGCCUCGAGAUGUCUAUUGGGAUAAUCUAGCCAUUCCAUAUUUGGAUCUCAAUCUUCGAAAAUUGCUCAUGACUGUUGCUAUGUUUUUCUUAACUUUCUUCUUUAUGAUACCAAUAGCAUUGGUCCAAUCUCUAGCCAACAUUGAGUCCAUCAAGCAUGUCUUUCCUUUCUUGGCGUCGUUAGUUGAGAAGCCAUCUGUAAAGAAUUUUAUUCAAGGAUUUCUGCCAGGGCUAACAUUAAAGAUAUUUCUUAUUUUCCUCCCUAAAAUUCUCAUGACAAUGUCCAAAAUAGAAGGUUUUACAUCGCUUUCAGGCUUAGACCGGAGGUCAGCAUCCAAAUAUUACUUAUUUAUUCUUGUCAAUGUGUUCCUUGGAAGCGUUGUAACAGGAACCGCAUUUCAGCAACUUGAACAACUUAUUGAUCAGCCCUCUACAGAGUUCACCAAAACUGUUGGCAGUACAAUCCCUAUGAAAGCAACAUUUUUCAUCACAUAUGUAAUGAUUGAUGGAUGGGCUGGAAUUGCUGCAGAGGUCCUCAGAUUAACUCCGUUAAUUAUGUUCCACCUGAAAAACACAUUCCUGGUGAAGACAGAGCUGGACAGACAAGCUGCUAUGGACCCUGGUUGCUUGGAUUUUUCCAUAUCUGAACCUCGAAUACAGUUAUAUUUCAUGCUAGGACACGUCUAUGCCCCAGUUACGCCUUUACUUCUCCCCUUCAUUGUAGUAUUCUUUGCCUUUUCCUACUUGGUCUUUCGGCAUCAAAUUAUCAAUGUGUAUAACCAGCAUUACGAGAGUGGAGCAACAUUUUGGCCAGAUGUCCACCGUCGAGUUCUUACCGGAUUGAUUAUAUCCCAGAUUCUUUUGAUGGGGUUGCUCAGUACCAGAGGCACUAACAAGAUCACGCUAGUUCUUAUUGGACAACCCAUCUUGACAUUCUGGUUCUACAGAUAUUGCAAAGGCCGCUUUGAAUCAGCAUUCAUAAAGUUCCCACUAGAGGAAGCUAUGGUGAAGGAUACGCUUGAACGGGCUGUUGAGCCAACCUUGAACCUGAGAAUCUAUCUUCAAGAUGCUUAUGUACACCCAGUUUUUAAGAGAAGUGAGUUGGAAAAACCAAUGGCCGUUGAUGAUGAAGAAGAGAAUCCUCUCAUUCAAACAACUAGAGCGUCUCGUCUGAGUAGCAUGCCAGAAUCUGAUAAUGAAGCAUAGUAACUGAUAGUUGUUGAUGUACAGUUAACAUUAGAUUGAAUUUUUUCUUUUUUGGAAAUAGAAUCAACCAAUUUUUGUGUGGAAAUUACAAGAUUGCAACAAGCGACAUGUCCCAAACAGAUUCCUGGCUCAGGUGACACUGUUGGUCUCAACUGGGUUGGAAGAUGCUCUUUGUUGUACCAUUUUUUUAAACCUUUGUUCUUUAACAAUUUCUUUGUAGGUAUAUAUCAUAUCUUGUAAUUAUU
Arachis duranensis is the source of this 2510-nucleotide messenger RNA. RefSeq names its product CSC1-like protein At4g02900. Gene Ontology annotation, cellular component: plasma membrane. The transcript is spliced from 11 exons. Gene Ontology annotation, molecular function: calcium-activated cation channel activity. The record is from RefSeq and is a predicted model, not a curated record. Lineage: Eukaryota; Viridiplantae; Streptophyta; Magnoliopsida; Fabales; Fabaceae. Bases 1 to 2265 code for a protein of 754 amino acids.